AUUAAUCAACACCAAGGUAUCCAAGACUUCGGUAUCUCCACUACCGCAACUUCAGCUCUAGGCUCCUGAAGAACUUGUUCCAUCGUGUUCCACUCCUUGUUGGGCGGUGACCAAGUCCGGAUUUUGUUACUGAAACGAUUCUGCUCAAACCAUUUAAAUCAAAAUGUCUGGAGCGAGAACGGAGCGACCCAUCAACCGAUACCAACCUCCGGAUUGGCAUUCGCGUAAUGAGAAACUGGCUUAUAAUGCCCGGGAGACCCGCGAGCAAUCGCUCAAUCUCCGGAAAGAGGCCCAACUGCUCAAAAACGAGACCGAGAACCGAACCAAGUGGUACAACUUUGAAAAUAACAUGAAGUUGUCCCAAAGAGCCAUGGAGAUCGAGCGAUGGCAACGGGAAUUGGAGAAACUUCUCCAUGAGGUCGAAGGCGAGGCUGUGGUUUUGGACGAGGCCAAGGAAGCCUGUGAAAGAUCCAUCGAGGCUCUGACCAUUCCUUUGGAUGUGGCGACGGAGUGCAUUUCUCUACGAGAGGGUCGGCGUGAGUAUGAAGUGGUUCGGGAUCCCGUGGAGCAUGAUUUGCAAAAGGAGAACCAAUUGAUCGAGCGGAUCCGAAUCAAGUUGAAGGAUGUCUGCGAAGAAGCCUGGGAUCAAUUGGCAGGUUUGGAGGACGUUCGACAACGCCUGGAAACCGACCUCGAGGACAAAACCGAGGCGCUCAAGAUCGAUUUGGACCAACUUCGUCUCACGGAGGGAUCUGCUGGAUUGAGCCACAAGCCCAACCCUACUCGGAUUCCAGCCAAGAGUGUCCGUCCGGAGGCUUGGAACGACUUCUCCAUGACCAAUAAGUCUUUGGCCGAGCGAAUGAUGAUCAAAUCUCAAAAGCUCAGGGAGUACAUCUUCCGCCAGAUUGAGCAGACCACCAAUGAUCUCAAGGUCCAGACGGACAGUACCAAUUUCGAUUUCCGCAAACGCAUGUACGAGAUGAGACGAGCUAAAGAUGAGAUCGAAUACCAAAUGAGGACAACCCGCGAUGAGAUCCAAGAGCAAGAGAACAACAAUCGAGAUCUGGAGUUAGCCAUUCAGGCCAAAGAAGGCCCAUUGAAGUUAGCGGAAACGCGCCUAGAGAACAGAACUACACGCCCUCACGUGGAGCUGUGCACGGAUCUUCCUUUGGAAGGCCUAAUUGAUGAAGUCGAAGCUCUGAAGAAGUCGAUCCAUAUGCUGGAGGACAAACUGGACCAUUCCAGAGAAACGUUGUCGUCCUUGCAAGCUCAUCUUCGGGAUUUGAACGAGGAUUUCAAUCGGAAGUCCCAGGCCUUGAGCAUUGAUCAAAGAUGCGUGGACAUUCGUGAUCGUUUGAAAACCCACGACCAAACCAUCAAGAACCAAACCGAGAGAAACAUGAAGUUGGCGGGGACCUUGCGCAAAACCCAACGCUAUCUCGAGAACUCCACUGUGGCGAAAUGAAUCACGUGCCCAAAAAUGGACCCAUCUGGGACGAGAGCUCUUGGCACAUUUGUCCAUUUUGGUCAUUCAUCUCAUGAAUCAUGGCCUUUUUCUGAUUUCGGAAUGCAAAUAGAACACUUUGCCUUUUUGUCUCCUCACCACCAAU
This is a messenger RNA of Tigriopus californicus, 1610 nucleotides long. RefSeq names its product tektin-B1-like. Bases 164 to 1465 code for a protein of 433 amino acids. The record is from RefSeq and is a predicted model, not a curated record. Lineage: Eukaryota; Metazoa; Arthropoda; Copepoda; Harpacticoida; Harpacticidae. Gene Ontology annotation, biological process: cilium movement involved in cell motility; cilium assembly. The transcript has 6 exons. Gene Ontology annotation, cellular component: microtubule cytoskeleton; nucleus.